AUGGCUACAAAGGUUGAGGAUGAUAGUAAGCCACGCUUGAAUGCUUGCUUUAUAGGGCAUGUAGACUCUGGGAAGAGCACCACGGUCGGGAUGCUUUCAUACCAGCUGGGAGCAGUUGAUAAGAGGGAGAUGGAGAAGUAUGAGAAGGAGGCAGCUCUGAACAACAAGGAGACGUUCUAUCUUGCAUACUUGACCGACAAGACCGAUGCAGAGAGGAAGAGAGGGAUUACGAUUACCACGACUCUUGUCAACCUCCCCACCGAGAAGUUCAACAUCAACAUUCUUGACUGCCCUGGACACAAGGACUUUGUGAAGAACAUGGUGACGGGGGCAUCGCAGGCUGAUGUUGCGGUGGUGAUUGUUCCAGCAUCUGGGUUUGAGUCCUGUGUAGGCGUUGGGGGGAUGCUGAAGACACACAUUAUGAUUUCUGGGAUUCUUGGAUGUGAAAAGUUGAUUGUGUGCGUCAACAAGAUGGACGAGAUUCCAGAGAACAAGAGGAUGGAGAAGUUCAAUGAGGUGUCUGCCGAGAUGCUCAGGAUUGUCAAGAGAAGUCAUAAGGACAAGAACCCCAUUAUUAUUCCGAUAUCCGCAUUCAAGGGAAUCAACCUGACGAAGAAGGGGGAGAAGUUUGAGUGGUUCAAGGGAUGGAAGGAGAAGGAGGGGUCCUCUGUGAUAUACACCCUUGAGGAGGCGCUGAACUACCAGGAUGUGCCUGAGAGGCACAACGACAAGCCUCUCCGCAUGCCGAUUACCAAGGUCUGCUCGAUUGCCGGGGUGGGAAAGAUCUUCACCGGGCGUGUUGAGUAUGGAACCAUCACCCCGAACCUCAAGAUCACGAUUCAGCCUGCCGGGGUGGUUGGAGAGACUAGGUCUGUUGAGAUCCACAACAAGCCAAGAUCCAUGAUUCCAUGUGGAGAGAACUGCGGUGUUGCACUCAAGGGAGGUGUGAUUGGAGAGAUUGACAAGGUGGAUGCAGGCCAUGUAAUUUCUGCCAACGAUGAGAACAAGGCCGUGGCCUAUCCCGGGGCAAAGAUCAGAACGAUUGUUGUUGGAAGACCAAAGGGGCUGUCUCCUGGAUACACGCCACAGAUCAACUUUGGAAACUGCCAUUCUCCUGGGAGGAUUGCCAAGAUCCUUUCCAAGGUGGUUGGAAAGGAGGUUCACGAGAAUCCAGAGAAUGUUGCAAACGGAGAGAACUUUACUGGAAUUGUCGUUUUCCAGAAGCCGCUGGUCAUUGAUAAGAUGGAGAGAUUCCAGAACCUGGCAAAGUUUGCACUUAUGGAUAGCAAUGGAGUAGUGGGGAUUGGAAACGUCAUGGAGCCCCUCACCCGCGACCAGCUCCUCAAAGACUAUGGAAUCGACCUGAACGAGGAUCCUAAGGCAGCAAAAAAGGCGGCCUCCAAGAAGAAGGCAUGA
Messenger RNA from Encephalitozoon cuniculi GB-M1, 1416 nucleotides. Its product is annotated as translation elongation factor EF-1 alpha. The transcript has a single exon. The coding region runs from base 1 to 1416 and encodes 471 amino acids. Gene Ontology annotation, molecular function: GTP binding; GTPase activity. Lineage: Eukaryota; Fungi; Microsporidia; Unikaryonidae. The record is from RefSeq and is marked provisional.